AUGCUCUUCCUCAUCGGCUCUGUCCUUCUCUCUCUCGUCGCCGCCGCCACCCCCGCGCCCUACUGCAACGUGACGGCCAGCGUUGAGGACAACACUCUUCUCCGCGUCCACUCCUGCAACUAUCAAUGGAUUGUUUCCGCCGGCAACCAGCCCAACUGCCCCGAGACCCAGGUCGGCGACAACUUCGUUUACAAGUGCAUCAUUCUCGACUCUGAGGAACUUGGCAACUCGUGCGACGAGACAUACUUUGUCGCCGCUGCUCGCCGUGAGCUCUCCUGUCCCGUCACGGCCGAUCGCGCCGAAUUCGACUACUGCGACCCCAUCCCCGAGUUUGGUCUUCAAGUUUACAGCUGCCCCUGGGAGCCCUACACUGAGUAG
Trichosporon asahii var. asahii CBS 2479 is the source of this 378-nucleotide messenger RNA. RefSeq lists its product as uncharacterized. Bases 1 to 378 code for a protein of 125 amino acids. The transcript has a single exon. NCBI's taxonomy places the organism in Eukaryota, Fungi, Basidiomycota, Tremellomycetes, Trichosporonales, Trichosporonaceae. The record is from RefSeq and is a predicted model, not a curated record.